ACACACACCAACCCCACAAACACACAACACACAAACACACACACACACACUGCAGGAGCCUGUUGGACAGCUACAAUGAACCCCAGACCUUCAGUGGAGUGGACUGUUGUCACUGUCAACAUCUAUGGGAAACUUGCCGUGUCCCUCGCUGCUGAGCCUGGACCUGAGCUUUUGGUUGGAUUUUUCUGUUGAUCUCGAGGCAGGAUAGAGUUUGGCGGAAGGAUGAUGAUUGAGCUGCAAGGCACUGAGGACGGCGGAGGGGGUCUUGGUGGUUGCGGCCGCAUGGACGUACUGAACACAGAGGAGCUGGAGCGUAAGAUCUGCUACUGUGCGUACAACCUGGGGAGUCGCAGGCCGAAGGUGCUGGAGUGCUGCCACCGUCUGUGCGCCAAAUGCCUCACUAAGAUUCUGGACCUGGGUGAGUCGCCUCCCAAUGCCGUGGUAUGCCCGUUCUGCCGCUAUAUUACCAGACUGCCGGGCGAGGUGGUGAGCAGCCUGCCAGAUGACUGCAACCUGGUGGCGGCGCUGGCCUUCCAAAGCAGGAAUCAGAGGAACCUCCACUUCCACCAGGAGGCGACCACGGAGCUGCUCCUCAGCCCCAGGCGCCUGAGCUCGCUGAUGGCCAGUAGCCCAUCUGUGACAUCUCCUUCCUCCUCUUCCUCCGCUUCUUCUUCCUCCACCACCUACUCCUCCAUCCGGGGCUCCCCUAACUUUGUGGUCAUUACCAUCAUGGAGCCUCCACCGGUGCCUGCAUCCACCCAAGACCUCCACCGUGGAUCCCACGCAUCAAACCGAAGCUACCGUUCGUCCAGUCUGGACUCUAUGGCGUCCAUCACGCAGAGGUGGACGGUGUGGAACUGCGCGGCCCUCCUGUGCCAGACCUCGGCCCGUGCGCUGGUGUGGGUGCUGGGCCUGCUGUACUUCAGCUCGCUGCCCAUGGGGGUUUACCUGCUCAUCAUGCAGAGGACAACGCUCGGGGUGCUGUUGGUGAGCCUGGUUCCCGCCAGCCUCGUCAUGAUCAUGGUCUACGGGUUCUGCCAGUGCAUCUGCCAUGAGUUGUGGGACUGCAUGCCACCGUAAUGGGACCAGAUGAAUGGGCAAUGGUUUGCUUUGAAUAUGCUUGACAAUGGAUCUCUAGAAUUCACUAAUGGGGAUGUUACUGUGUAACUGACCAUGUAAACGCUUACUUCAAUAGGAGAUGAUGCUCCUUUUCUUUAUUGAAGGAGAGAGCAAGAACAUUAUGUACAUUGAAAAUGGAGCCCAUACUUUUGGGCUUUUCAUGAUUAUACAUGUUAAUUUUGAGGGUUGAGAACCAGAAGGGGUGUAAGUCCCUCCAAGAACUUGUGAUGUUGCGAUUAAUGCGAAUUCAACCAAUUCCUGUGAAUUCUGCAAUUUUGUCCAAUCACAGUGAUUUCCACAAAUUUGACCCAUCAUUGCAGUCCACUGUGCAAAAUGUUGAUCCAUAUGUCACCAAACUAUAGCGAUUUUAUUCUCUUGGAAACAAGUUGCCUUUGAUUUUUAAUGAAUUAUACAAACAAAUCUAUUCAACUAUUUUGGCAAUUUUCACUUUCUCCAAAAUUUGUAUUUCAAAAAAUGCAAAAGCUGCUGUGAAAUCAGACAUUAGAGGCAACAAUCCCCCCAAAAAAGCCUGCGACCAACUUUACAGGAAAGCCAAAACAAAACAAAUGACCACUUUAUGCUGAAUUCAGUCUUUAUUAGACUUCAUAAACAUGUGGAUGACAAUAUACUUAAUGAACCAAAUUUUUACAUUUAUCUUUUAAGUGCACUUACGCCCUUUUAGCCCCAAACAGUUACGUGUGUUCAGUUUUAGGUCUUUUGGUUUUUGAUAAAUAGGUUUAGAAUUCACACAUUCCCUCUUCUUGCAAUAGAAAUAGCUCAUCAAGACAUUUCAUUUGACAUUCUCAACUCCUUUUCUCCCAAAAGGUCACAUACGCAACUCUGGUUAUCACCCCUCGAUUUGUGCUUUGUUUAGCCUGGUAGUCAACUAAUUACCCAUUAGAGCUCUAAGUUUAAGAUUUAUCAAAAACUUUAAUGCCAAUUCUGGUGCUACAUAUUAACAAUAGCCUUCUGUUGCAGUGAGAAACCUGAAGGUAUUUAAGGUGUUAAUAAUAUCAGUCUCCUGUGGAUCUAAUUUGUGUGUCGCAGCCAUAAAAGCAGCAAAUGUGAACGUUGACGCCACAAAGUCCUGAAAGUUCUUGAAAUCAGCAUGAACAGCAGGGUGUUGUCAAGUGUGAAAACCCUUUUCUGUGCACCAAAAAGGGAGAUUAGUAUAUUUUCUCACCCUGAAAGAAUCAUAUGAGGGAGUCACAAAUAGUGUAAUCCUGAAAUAAAAUGGUUACCAGCUAAAACCUGUUAAAAGUGACUUUUGUUGAAGCUGCAUAAUCCCCUUUAUACACUCACUUCUGAGUGUAAAGAGGGGAAAUCAGUCAGGUUUUCUCAAAUAAUCUCUUGCCGGGUGCUGCCAGAAAAUUCACCUUCAACCCCUGACAGCCAGAAACUGUAUCAAACACAGUUAACAGUGUGUAAAGGUGGGAAGCCGUUGAGAGAUCACACCUCUGUUGACUCCUAUUGGAUGUUCCAGGGAAAAAAGGGGGGAAAUGGAAGAAAGAAAAUGCAAAAAAACUGAUUAUCAAUUAAUAUUUUUCAUCUACUGUGAAGCUCUUAUGUAUAAUUAUUUUUAUAUUUCUAAAACAUACUGGCAGCCAGAGUCAAGCCUCUUGGUUCGGAUUAAAAGUCUGGCAGCUGAAAUAAUUCAAAGUAAUAGAAAUCUGAAAUUGCCCUGGGAAUUUGUUUUAUAAAAGCAGGAGACGAGGGUCCUGAGAGUGUGAAUGAAAAUGAAGAUGAGAGAAAAUAGCUGCAGCUUGCUUAAGUGCAAUUAAUGAAGGCAGAUUGAGCACUGCAGUGUAGAGCACUCAUAUCUCAUUCUCUGUGGUGAGGUCGAGCUUGAACCACCAGAUGGUGCUGUGGCAGCUCUUCCUCCCCUCCCCCUUUCUUUAUGGGACAUCCUGCACUGACUGUCAAUAUCCAGCUUCUUCAUUCAGUUUGUCUGUUUGUAUUAAAUGACUGGAAAAGGUCUGAUGACACUGAAUGACUGAUGACCCUUCCCCAGACUCUCUUUGUCAAAGAAAA
Morone saxatilis (striped sea-bass) is the source of this 3150-nucleotide messenger RNA. RefSeq names its product ring finger protein 182 (gene rnf182). The transcript has a single exon. The coding region runs from base 223 to 1080 and encodes 285 amino acids. Lineage: Eukaryota; Metazoa; Chordata; Actinopteri; Moronidae. The record is from RefSeq and is a predicted model, not a curated record.